AGAACCGCGCAUGUGCAGUUGGCCCUCCCAAUCCAUCCGCGUGAAUGAGUGGCGGAUCAUCCCAUCCCCCCAAACACGUAACCAGCAUUUCGCACAGGAACAGUGUCGCAGCGGUUGUGUGCGAGGGUCUGGGUCGAUCGACAAUUUUGCAGUUGGGAAAUACAAACCAAGCAUCACCUCAGGAACUGACAAUAUAUUGUAACUAUUAUCAGACUUUGAACAUGGAAGUUAAAAAUGCUGCUGACAGAGGGAAGAAGCAGCACAUAUGUUCUGCGUGUGGGCGAACCUUCAGCCGAUUAUAUUAUCUGUCAAAACACCAUUGCAGUCAGACUGGGGAGAAACCGUGGAAAUGUGAGGAAUGUGGGAAGGGAUUCGUUUCCCCAUCGAAGCUGGAAACUCAUCGACGCACUCACUCUGGGGAGAAGCCGUUCAUCUGCUCUGAGUGUGGGAAGGGAUUCGCACAGUCAUCCACCCUGCAGACACACCAGCGAGUCCACACUGGCGAGAAACCUUUCACGUGCCCAGAUUGUGGCAAGUGCUUCAAAGGCUCUGGGGAGCUGAUAUCCCAUCAACGUGUUCACACUGAUCGAAGACCCUUCCAGUGUCCUGAGUGUGGGAAGUGCUAUAAACGUUCGGGGAACCUGAUGUCACAUCAGCGUGUUCACACCAAUGAGAGGCCGUUCCGGUGCCCUCGCUGUGGGAGAGGGUUCAGGCGAUCGUCUUAUCUCACUUUGCACCAGCGAGUUCACACCGGGGAGAGACCGUUCACCUGCUCAGUGUGUGGGAAGGGAUUCUCUCAGUCCUCCCAACUGCUCUCACACUGGCAAGUACACGCUAAGGAGAAACAAUCCAUUUGCUCUUAGUAUUGGAAAGGGUUCACUGGUUGCUGCGAUGCUAGUGAGUUCGCGCUGGGAAGGAACUGUUUAACCAGGCUGAGAGUGGAAGGGGAUUUAUUUGUUCAGCCCAUCUGAUAAACUGCCUCUGAACUCAAGUAACUACAGUCACCGCACUUUGCUGUUUGUCUCAUACAAGAAUGAACUGAAUGAAUGGCAUGAUAAUGGUACAGUUUUCAGAUAGUUUAGAUGAGAUGAGAUUCCCUGCAGUGUGGAAACAGGCCCUUCGGCCCAACAAGUCCUCACUGACCCUCUGAAGAGUAACUCAA
This is a messenger RNA of Chiloscyllium plagiosum (whitespotted bambooshark), 1162 nucleotides long. The record is from RefSeq and is a predicted model, not a curated record. NCBI's taxonomy places the organism in Eukaryota, Metazoa, Chordata, Chondrichthyes, Orectolobiformes, Hemiscylliidae.